Panicum virgatum (switchgrass) is the source of this 1721-nucleotide messenger RNA. RefSeq names its product protein Brevis radix-like 4. Lineage: Eukaryota; Viridiplantae; Streptophyta; Magnoliopsida; Poales; Poaceae. The coding region runs from base 340 to 1386 and encodes 348 amino acids. The record is from RefSeq and is a predicted model, not a curated record. The transcript is spliced from 5 exons.
GCUUAUUCCUGCUAUAUAAUACUACAAGGAGAAAGAGAUGGAUACAUACAACAGCACGCUGCUCUUGUUGGCUGCUGCCCGUAAACGUGACUAUAUAUAUAAAUAAGCUAGUAGGGAUCGAGUCGAGAGCGAGGGUAGCUAUCUAGCAAGCUGCUGCUCAGACCAGAGCAUUCCGUCACUUUUUGGCCAUCUACAAGCAAAGCAAGGAGCACCGUCGUACUCGUACCAGUCAGUAGCUAGCUCAUCGAUCGAUCCAUCCAAGACGGACACAAGUAAUCUUGCAUUGGUCUUCCCUCCAACCUAGCUUUGGCUGCCGGCCUGGUGAUCGUCGUCUUGAAGAUGCUGGCCUGCAUCGCGUGCGUGAAAGAAGAAGGCGAUGACGCCGCGCGGUCGGCCGGCGACACCCCGACCUGCAGGGAUCCCGUCAAGUCGCUCACCUCCCAGCUCAAGGACAUGGUGCUGAAGCUGUCCGGGGGCACGCACCGGCAGGGCGCGCAGCAGAGGCGCGGCGGAUCGCCGCCGCCGAGGGGCCGGGCCACCUCCAUCUACCGCAGCGGCUACUACCGGCCGGGCGUGGUGCAGGACGACAUGGCGGUGCCCCCGGCCACUUACCUGGGCGCGUCGAGCGCGAGCUCCACCUCCACCCCGGCGUGGGACUUGGCCGGCCGCGCGGAGGGCGAGGCCAUGGCCAGGGAGUGGGUGGCGCAGGUGGAGCCGGGCGUGCAGAUCACCUUCGUGCCCCUCCCCGGCGGCGCCGGCAACGACCUCAAGCGCAUCCGGUUCAGCCGCGAGAUGUACGACAAGUGGCAGGCGCAGAAGUGGUGGGGCGAGAACAACGAGCGGAUCAUGGAGCUCUACAACGUGCGGCGCUUCAGCCGGCAGGUCCUCCCCACCCCGCCGCGCUCCGACGACGGCGAGAGGGAAUCGUUCUACUCGCAGUCCCAGGUGGGCUCCAUGGCGGGGAGCCCUGCCGCCACCCCCUCGCCGGCGCCGCUCACCCCGGACAGGAUCAGCUGGGGCGUGUUCACGCGGCCGGCGCCCCCGCCGGGCGCCGCACGGCAGCACAGCUUCCGCCCGCUCUCGCCGCCGCCGCCGUCCUCGUCCAACCCAUCGGAAUCGGAGCGGGCCUGGCAGCAGCAGCAGCGGCAGAACGGAGCAGCCGGCAAGAGCCCCGCGGCCUCAGAGGCCACCGCCACCGAGGCGGCGAGGACGACCACCUCGUCGAGGGACGACGUGUCCAUCAGCAACGCCAGCGAGCUGGAGGUGACGGAGUGGAUCAUCCAGGACGAGCCCGGCGUGUACAUCACCGUCAGGGAGCUCGCCGACGGCACCAGGGAGCUACGCCGCGUCAGGUUCAGGUCAGCCGCGAGAGGUUUGCAGAGCUGAAUGCCAAGCUGUGGUGGGAGGAGAACAAGGAGAGGAUACAGGCUCAGUACCUUUGAACCAACAAACAUUCAACAAGGAGACUGAACUUUUUGUGAUCCGUUGCUACUAGGGACACAUAUAUAAUCUGGUAUAAGUAUAUAUAUUAGAGUUUAUGUUUCGAGUUUGGAGAUGGGGGGAGGAGAUAAUUUGGAGCUGGGAAAGAUAGGAGGGGAUCAGGAAACAAGGAACUGUCCAUGCAUGUUUAGGGCACCCGGCAGCCCAGGUAACUUGUGAUUGGUGUACCGUGCUAAAGUUUUACCAAUCCCUCACUAUGCCCAAUUCUCGUUUUCAUUCUA